AUGAUCCUGGUGCUCGCGGCCGCAGCAGCGGUAGCCAGCCGCGUCGCCGCGGCAGGCGCCCGCUGGAAGCAGCGCGAAGCACGAGCUGGCGCACGGAUUGAGCGCCGCGCGGGGGUCGACAUCCUCCACCCCACCAGCUCCGGCUACCUCACAGCUUCUCAGGAGAAUGGAUCUGAGCUGUUCUAUGUGUUUUUUGAAGCUGAGGAGCCCGAGGGCGACCUCGAGACGACGCCGAUCGUGCUUUGGCUGCAG
Messenger RNA from Monoraphidium neglectum, 252 nucleotides. RefSeq lists its product as hypothetical. NCBI's taxonomy places the organism in Eukaryota, Viridiplantae, Chlorophyta, Chlorophyceae, Sphaeropleales, Selenastraceae. The record is from RefSeq and is a predicted model, not a curated record. The transcript has a single exon. Gene Ontology annotation, biological process: proteolysis. Gene Ontology annotation, molecular function: serine-type carboxypeptidase activity. The annotation marks the transcript as partial.